CACCAAAAAGAUGGGGCGUCGUUAACCUUACAGUUACAGGGGAAACUAUACUCUGCUUGGUACCAACGUCGCACCAAAAUUGAAGGAUCCUUCUCAUUUUUCACUGUUUUGUUAACCCCUUCCCGAAGGAGUCGGCACUCAGAAGUAUCUUUUUCACCGUUCCAAUCAAGUCGCACCUUCUUCUCCACUCAGUAUUUCACUCCCACUCUCUUCUUCUUCUUCUCACCAUUCACCGAUGGCAACAGCACAACAAGAAUCAGGAUUAGGAUCAGGAUCAGAAUCAGCCGUUGCAGUUAACGGCGUUGAAGACUCCUACUUCUCAGCUCUCUUUGAUGAUGAAGGUAACCUCGUCCCCAUCUCCGAUGAUAAGUACGCUCAUGAAUUGCAGUUACAAGAGACCAUCAUGUCCUCCUUCAUCGCUUCUCAAAGCACCAUCGAAGGCUCAGGCUCAUCAUCAUCAAAAACCGUUCGUUGCCUUCCAUCUUCAUCAACACCUUCGUCAUCACGACCAGUCUUUGUUGUCCCCAAAACCGAGUACAUAGAGCUUCUGGAUGACGACGAAAUGCUUAUCGUAUGUGAGAUUUGUGCAGAAACCAAAGGGACUGAUCAGAUGUUCAGGAACAAGAAAUGUGAUCACUCCUUUUGCUCUGACUGUGUCACCAAGCAUGUGGCCACAAAGAUCCAAGAGAGCUUAACGAUUGUUCCUUGCCCCGGAUUGAACUGCAAGGGCGUGAUGGAGCUUGAUUCCUGCAGGCCCAUGCUCCCAAAAGAGGUUCUUGAUAGGUGGGACGAUGCACUCUGUGAGGCCCUGUUUCUUGCGGUUCCGAAAUUCUAUUGCCCCUUUAGGGACUGUUCUGCAAUGCUGCUUGACGAGAAUGAGGGCGGUGAAGGGAUUAUCAGGGAAGCUGAGUGCCCCUUUUGCCACAGGCUCUUCUGUGCCAGGUGUUGUGUUCCAUGGCACCCUGGGGUUGAGUGUAACGUGUUGCAGUCACUGAAUGAGGAUGAGAGAGGGAGGGAGGAUCUUCUUCUUAGGGACCUUGCUGCUCAAAAGAAAUGGAAUAGGUGUCCCAGAUGCAAGUUCUAUGUGGAGAAGACUGAAGGGUGUUUGCAUAUUACAUGCAGGUGCCGAUUCGAGUUUUGCUAUGCUUGUGGUGAACCUUGGAGUAACACUCAUGGUGGAUGCCAAAGGAAUUAGAUGAUUUAAGAAUAUCUUUCAUGAAAAUUGAUGUGUUCAUGUGGAUAUAUGUGAAAAGGAUGAUUCUCCGGUGACUACCGUUGUAGUGGCUACAUAUGGUUACGUUUUGAUUACAGUGUUGACUGAGGAUUAGCAUUUCUUUUGCGGUAAAUACAUUUUUUUACCAUGUUCACUCUUUAGUUAAAUAUUUGUCUAGUGUGGUGUUUAAAUCCAAAUUUCAUGUUUGUGGAUAUUUGCUUUUGGUAGCUCUAAUCAUUUAAUAUUGAC
Molecule: messenger RNA, 1462 nt
Organism: Arachis stenosperma
Lineage: Eukaryota; Viridiplantae; Streptophyta; Magnoliopsida; Fabales; Fabaceae
Product: E3 ubiquitin-protein ligase RSL1-like
Exons: 3
Coding region: 236-1195 (319 amino acids)
Biological process (GO): ubiquitin-dependent protein catabolic process; positive regulation of proteasomal ubiquitin-dependent protein catabolic process; protein polyubiquitination
Cellular component (GO): ubiquitin ligase complex; cytoplasm
Molecular function (GO): zinc ion binding; ubiquitin conjugating enzyme binding; ubiquitin protein ligase activity
Source: RefSeq, a predicted model, not a curated record